This is a messenger RNA of Esox lucius (northern pike), 4179 nucleotides long. RefSeq names its product probable G-protein coupled receptor 149. Lineage: Eukaryota; Metazoa; Chordata; Actinopteri; Esociformes; Esocidae. The record is from RefSeq and is a predicted model, not a curated record. The coding region runs from base 339 to 2645 and encodes 768 amino acids. Gene Ontology annotation, biological process: neuropeptide signaling pathway. The transcript has 4 exons. Gene Ontology annotation, cellular component: neuron projection. Gene Ontology annotation, molecular function: G protein-coupled receptor activity; neuropeptide binding.
AACGUACAGCACGCGCUGCUCGGUUUCGGAGGCGCUUUAAGCACAUUGCAGAGCAUCAUCCUCGAGGACACUCGCGCUGAAUCCCCUCCAAUGAGCUUCCGAAGUGCGCUAGCAUGGGGUAGGAAGUUUCCUAUUCUGGAAGCUUUUCCGUUGUAUAAGAUGUCAACUGGACCGCUGAAAUAUAACCUAUCCAAACGACCGGGGUUUAAUCUAUCUGGCUUUAAAAAUAACGCUUUGCCAUUGGUUAAAAGUUCUCUUUUGAUAUACAUGUAUGGGUGGUAAAAACAUGUUCAUGUGGACAAUCGAAACCUCCUCGUCAAAGUUACCUGAAUAACUAAAUGUCAUCGACUCUCAGCUUCCCUUCACCGAAGAACAGCAGCCUUUUCACGGCGAGCUAUGAAAGGAUGGACCUCUCGGAGGCGCAAAGACAGAUGAGUCUGGUUCUGUUCGCCUCAUGCAUUGCCAUCGCCGCUGCCACCUUCGCAGGAGGUGUGUAUUCUCUUUUGUUUUUCUUUCGGAUGAGAUGGAAAACCACCCUGUGCCUCAUCGUGGCUUCGAUGUCCGUUGACGACCUCAUUAGCGUGAUACCCCUCUCCCUAUUCAUGCUCCUCCAAUGGGAGAGAGAUCCAGAGGAACGGUCGGGUACCAUAUGCACUUUAUCGGGACUUCUCUAUGUGUUCCAAGGACUCUCCAGCAAUAUGAAAGCUUGCCUUAUCGCAGCCUACACCUUUUACGUUACCAAGCGAGACGGGAUUCCUCGGCCGUUGAGUGUGAUGUGGGCGAUAGCCGGGGUGUGUGUGGUCAGUCUGGCUGUCAGUGUGCUACCUCUGUGCGGUUGGGGGAGUUUCACACCAGCCUCUCUGGGUUGCUUUCCUGAGAGUCACAGUUUUUACGUCCUUAUCCUUUUCUUUCUGUACUCCCUGUGUUUUUGCGGAUUACUGUUCUGUUUCUUUCCUCUCACUUACAAGCUCCUGUGCUCCAGGGAGCACCAAAGGACGUUCUACCCAAGCUACUUGAAUAUAGCCACGGAUCCGAGGGGGGACGUUUCUGCGCCUCUCUGUGACCUCCCCUCCCUCUCUCGGGAUAGCUUGGACAGGAGUUUCAGUGCCUUCAACGAACUGAGUUCGGUUGGGCUGGGGUUAGGGGCGAGGGGCAAGGUGGACACGUAUACCUGCCCAAGCCCAGCUUCAGAGGGUGGACUGAGGGAUGGUGCCAUCAGUAAUCCAGUGUUCUUUGCGCAGAAGCGAUUCUCCAUGAUAUUGGCGGUGGUGAGAGUUGUCUUGUGGAUGCCAAUGAUGAUUCUGGUGCUCGUGCAUCAUGCAGGUAAGGUGCGCGGCGCUUCCCUGGAAAUUGUGGAAACCGUGAGCUUCUUCUUGACCCUGCUGGCGCCUUUGGUCACGCCAAUGUUUGUGCUCUCCGAGCGCUGGAUCCACCUUCCGUGUGGUUGCUUCAUCAGCUGCCGUCGGGACACUGCAGGCGAGCCCAGCGAAAAGAAAAGGCGGUUUGAGUUUAACCUCUCCUUCCAACAAGGAUAUGGAAUAUACAAGAUAUCCCACAUGACUAAACCAGACCCCAGCCCUUCUGUUGAUAAGCCCUCCUAUCAUGACCUCUUCAACUGUGACUUCAUAGAAAACCGACACCCUGUGCUGGAUAGUGUCGGGGUCACAAUCCUGCAGACCGAGUCAGAGUUCAGGAGCCCGCAUGCGGUAGACAGCUCCUCACUUCACGAACAUGGUGAGCUGCUUUUAGAGGCGGUGGCAGGUGGUGGUGAGGCCCUGGCGCUGGCAGACUGCCUCCAGUUCCCUCACGUUAACCAUGGAGACCAGGAGGGCUUCUUCAGUGGGACCAGGUCUCAGGAUCCCGAGGAGCUGAAUCUUAACGACACGUCGUCAGUGUUCGAGGGAACGGAACGGAGGCUGUCGCAUGUGGAGUGCAGGAAGAUAGAGCUGUCCGACUGGGAAUGGUGUCGGAGUAAAUCCGAGAGGACACAGAGACAGAGAUCAGGGGGUGGUCUGGCCAUCCCGCUGUGUGCCUUCCAGGGCACUGUCUCCUUGCACGCCCCCACAGGGAAGACCCUCUCCCUCUCAACCUAUGAGGUCAGCAGUGAUGGCCUGAAAAUAUCUCCCCAUGCCGCCAAGAAAGUCGAAGUCUACCGCUCCAAGUCAGUAGGCCACGAGCCCAGUGCCGACGACCCCGGCUCGGAGGGUGCAUCUGGGUGUGUGAGUGGCGCCGGAGUUGGGAUGGAGGUGGAGAUGGGCAUGGGCGAGGUUGGCAUGGGGGACACCAAUGUGAAGAUCCACCUGGAGGUGUUGGAGAUCUGCGAUAAUGAGGAGGCCAUGGACAGCGUCUCCAUCAUCUCCAACAUCAGCCAGUCGUCCACCCAUGCCCGCUCCCCGUCACUACGCUACUCUAGACGGGAGAACCGCUUUGUGUCCUGUGACCUGGGGGAGACGGCCUCCUACUCCCUGCUCAUCCCAAACAGCGGCAACCAGGAAGCGGACAACCUCAACAUCUCAAUCCCAGACACUGUGGAGGCCCACCGGCAGAACAGCCGCAGACAGACACAGGAGAUGGGAGGAUACCACGAGGAGAUCCAGCUCCUCAAUGAAGCCUACAGGAGGCACGGAGAGGACAGAGAAGACUGACCCACAGGAAGCAGGGAAGGGGACCAGAGGGAAGGAUGGACUUUCACGCAGGAAGAGAGUGGGAGGAACGGUGGAUGCCAUUGUGCACACAAGAUGCAGACCGGGAUUUACAGACAUUUGUAGAAGGAUCAACCUUUUAAAUCUAUAUUUUAGGUCAACGUCAGCUGACACUGCCUAAGACUGCAAUGUGUUUCCAUUCUUUGCAUCGAAGGAAGGAUAAGUGUACGUGAUUAGGUGAGUGGACGGUGGAGCUUUAGCCUGAGUAAGGUGUAGCAGCAUAACGAAAGACUAGAGAGAGCAGAAAGAAAGCAUUAGGGAUUAUCCAUCUUGGUAUUCAUACAGGCACCUCCACCCCAUAGAUACCCAUAUGUAGUAUAUAAAAUAUAUCGAAAGAGAGAGACAAAGUGAGUGAGAGAGAGAGAAAACACAUUAGGGAUUAACCAUCUUAGUAUUCAUGCAGGGUCUCCACCAUAUACAGUAUCUGCUCUGGUAUACAUACACUAUAUAUACACAAAGAGAAAGGAGGAAGAAAAAGGCAGUGGGACGGGUAGGGACAGAAAACAUGGGGAACAGAGAGAGAAAAGAGAGGGAGAGAAAGAGAGGGAGCUAGAGAAUGGGACUGAGUGAGCGACAGGGAAGACAGAACGACAGGGAAAGAAAGAGACGAAUGAGAGGAAGACAUCGAUGGGAACGAGGAGGGUCAUGGUUCUGUUCUUACCGUUGACGUCAUCAGUGACUCAGCAGGGAGACCACUGGUCGCUAUGUCUGAGUCAUCCCAAUGUAGGUGUGUGCGCGCAUGCUCUGCCUGCGGGCAAGUGAAUCCGUGUGUGUAGGUGUGGCUGCGUGCGUGCGUUUGUGUGUGUGUGUGCGUUACUUAUGUGUUUCUUUAAUCUUUAAAUUAUCUGCCAAUAAGCCUGCAGUCUGGCUAACAUACAGGAUACCUUACUACUCACUGUACUGCUGUAUGUGACAACUCUCCUUUUAUUUAAAUCAGAGGGGAGGAAGAGAGAGGGAGGGAGGUAGAGAGAAGAAGAAUGAAAGAAAGAGGGGACAAACGAGAGAGCAGAGGGGGAGAGAGAGAUGGAAAGAUGGAAGGAAAGAGAGAGACAGAGGGAGUGAGACCAGGGGAGAAAUAGGGAGUGAGAUGGAAGGAAUGGUACGAGGAGUGGUUUUCUGCAUCAGGAACAUUCCAUCAACCAUUUGAUCGAAUCGUUGAGUGACAGGGUGCAUAUUUUACCGCUGAUGGAGGCACCAAGUGAACCCGCAUUUUAAAUACACGCUUAGUGGUCCUCUCUUCUAAACUCUAAGUUCAGUGCCUCUCGGUUCAGAGCAACCCAAGCCAGUCUGCCACGCUUCAUACAUAAAUUCAGCUUCAUAAUAGAAUAUUCAUUUGUGAUUCAAAAAGGUUUGAAAUAUUCACCAGAAUGAAUAUGUAGUGAAAUCAUAGAGCUGUGUUCUGUUUCACUGGUCUUUAACACCUGCACACAUACACACAGUCACACAUGUUGCACGCACACACACACACACACACACA